AUGCCCACCCACGCAAAACCCAAAAAACGAAAGCGGCGUACAUGGGUCGAGAUCUCCAACGAAGCACAGGAGCACCGCCGUGCCAGCAUCGAUCGAGUACGACCUUCUCUGCCUGACCGUCCAUGGCCAGCGUUGUCGUCAAAGAAUGCGAUGAACAUACCGGAGAUUUUUCUCGACCCAUUCGAGACCAGCAUUACCCAGAUGCUUCCGGAGGAGCUCGUGGCAAUGCUCGCGAAAGGCGACGUGACUGCCAAAGCGGCGACCAAUGCGUUCCUCCGUCGAGCAGCGCUUGCGCAGAGAGUGACCAACUGCAUCACGGAGCUACUACCCGAACGGGCCCUCACCCGUGCAGAAUCCCUCGACGAGUUCUACACGCAACACAAACGCCCCAUCGGCCCAUUGCACGGCCUGCCCAUCAGCGUCAAGGAGCACCUUGGGAUGAAAGGCCUCCGGCUGAGCGCUGGGUACUGUGCAUGGUGGGACAACGUCGCGUCAGACGAUGCCCACGUGCUCAAGAUCCUAUGGGAUGCUGGGGCUGUCUUCUAUGCCCGCACCACGGAGCCGCAGAGCAUGAUGCACCUCGAGACGCAUAGUAACUUGUACGGCGUCACGGUUUGUCCGUACAAUACGGAUCUUUCGGCGGGCGGGAGCUCGGGUGGUGAGGGUGCUUUGAUCGCGAUGAGAGGGAGUUGCUUGGGGAUUGGGACUGAUGUUGGAGGUGGCAUUCGUAACCCAGCCGCCAACAAUGGGAUCUACGGAUUCAAGCCCACAGGUUUCCGCAUCCCAACCGAUGGAUGGUCUUCCAUCGCCGCCGGAGCAGACUGUGUGAUUAGCUGCAUCGGGCCCCUGAGUACCUCACUCGCGGGCCUAUCGCUCUUCAUGCGAGUAGUCAUCUCCGCCAAACCAUGGCUCACUGAACCGGCCCUGAUCCCGAUGCCAUGGAACCAAGAAGUUGCCAUCAAAUCGACCACGCGCCUCAAGAUCGGGAUCAUGAUGCAUGACAACAUCGUCCUCCCACACCCACCCAUAACACGCGCUCUGUCGACCUUGUCAGAAAAGCUGUUCUCCACUCCCAACAUCACGGUGGUCCCCUGGCAACCACACCUGCAUGACGAGGCCUGGGCGAUUCUGUCUAGCCUGUACUAUCCGGACGGCGGCGCGGCAGACCUCGAAGUCAUGGCCGAGAGCGGCGAGCCGCUCCUGCCGCUCACGGAUUGGAUCCUCAAUGAGAACCCCUGCGUCAAGACCCUCUCCCUGCAGCAGUUGUCCUACUGGGUCGAAGAGCGGGAGGAGUAUCGGAGCGAGUAUGCUGCUGUGUGGAACAAGACCGGUGCGACGAAGACGACGGGGGAUGCAGUCGAUGAUACCGUCCAUGCCAUCCUCUGCCCCGUGGGACCCAGCGUCGCCAAUCGCCUGAACACCGCGAAGUACUGGGGCUACACCGCAGUGUGGAACCUCCUGGAUUACCCAGCUGUGUCGUUUCCCGUGGAUAAAGUUGAUCGAGAACUCGAUCGAGCGUAUCCUAGAGAGGAGUUCAUGAGUGGUGCCGACGAGCAGAACUGGAAGUUAUACAACGAUCACCCAGAAGAAUUCCACGGCGUCCCUGUGAGUCUGCAGCUGGUGGGACGGCGGUUCGAAGACGAGAAGGUCCUGGCUGUGCUGGAGUAUCUCCAUGCCGUGGCGAAGCUGCCACUUUGUCAGUUUCCUUGA
This is a messenger RNA of Exophiala aquamarina CBS 119918, 1710 nucleotides long. RefSeq lists its product as uncharacterized. NCBI's taxonomy places the organism in Eukaryota, Fungi, Ascomycota, Eurotiomycetes, Chaetothyriales, Herpotrichiellaceae. Bases 1 to 1710 code for a protein of 569 amino acids. The transcript is spliced from 4 exons. The record is from RefSeq and is a predicted model, not a curated record.